Molecule: messenger RNA, 2793 nt
Organism: Plasmodium falciparum 3D7
Lineage: Eukaryota; Apicomplexa; Aconoidasida; Haemosporida; Plasmodiidae
Gene: SERA3
Product: serine repeat antigen 3
Biological process (GO): proteolysis
Cellular component (GO): membrane; symbiont-containing vacuole
Molecular function (GO): cysteine-type peptidase activity
Source: RefSeq, a predicted model, not a curated record
AUGAAGUUCAGUAUUUCCUUAUUUCUAAUAUUGUGUGUCUUGUUUUGUAAAAAUGACAUAAAAUGUACAACAGUGGACGAGAGUACCAAGGAAGGUUCUCAAAAUCCUAAAAAUUCAUCCUCUACUACACCUGCAUCUGGAUCUCAAAAGGGUAGUUCUUCUGAAUCACCAGGUUCAAGCGUAGAGAAACAAUCACAAGAAUCCAAUAAAGAAAGUACCAAUGGUGGUAAUGUUGUAAGCCAAGGUACUCCUGCUAAUACUUUUGGUCAAAAUUCUAAUAAUCCUUCCGACUCACCCCAAGGUACUAGCACUCUUCCAAGUCCUCCUAAAUCAAUUGAUGUAAAAUCUGCUUUCUUAAAACAUUACAAAGGAGUAAAGGUUACUGGUUCAUGUAAUGCAAAUUUUCAAUUAUUUCUUGUUCCACAUAUAUUCAUAAACGUUGAAACAAAAGAAAAUAACAUUCAGUUGGAUGUAAAAUUUUUGAAAUUAACUAAAAGAAUAGAUUUUGCAAAAGAUAAAAGUAUGUUAAAGAAUAAAUGUGAAUCUGGAAAAAACCAAACAUUUAAAUUUGUAUUAUAUUUUAAAGAUGAUAUACUAACAAUAAAAUGGAAAGUAUACGAAGAGAAAUCUGCUACUCCACAAAAAUCUGAAGAAAAUACAGUAGAUAUAAAAUUAUACAAGUUACCAAAAUUAGAUCAAACAAUAACCUCAAUACAAGUACAUACCCUAUCCAUAGAAGGAACGUCUUAUUUAAUGGAAAGUAAAGAUUAUAGUUUAGGAAAUAAUUUGCCUGAAAAAUGUGACGCAAUAGCUUCAGAUUGUUUCUUGAGUGGAAAUAUUAAUGUAGAAAAAUGUUUAAAAUGUACCUUGAAAGUAAAAAAGGUAGAAGCUUCUGACGAAUGUUACAAGUAUGUCUCAAAAGAUAAACCCAAAGAAACAAAACUAGCUGUGUCAGGAAGUGAAGUGAAGGAAGUAAAAGCUGCAUCAGUGGAUCAUUCAAAUGAUAAAGAAUAUGAACUCUCUCAAUCCAUUAACAAUAUAUUGAAUAAAAUGUACAAAAAAGAGAGCAAUGAUGAAAAAAAUAACAAAAAGGAAUUAAUCAAAUUAGAAGAUGCAGAUGAUAGUUUACAAAAAGAAUUAAAUAAAUAUUGUAACUCAUUAAAAGAAGUAGAUUUAAAUGGAGUAUUAUCAAAAAAUGAAGUAGGUAAUGAAAAAGAUGUAUUCAAUAAUUUAACAACACUAUUAAAAGAACAUAUGUUAGAAAGUCAUCAUGUUGUUUUUGAAAAACUUAAAAACUCAGCAUUAUGUCUGAAAAAUAUCGAUGACUGGUUAAAAAAUAAAAACGGAUUAAUUGUACCACCAUCAAAAUAUAAAUUAAAGGAUACAAAUGAAAAGAAAGAAUUAAAUAAUAAUGUUGAGGUUAUUGAAGAUAUGUUUAAAGCAAAUGAACAUGGAAUUGUUGAUUUAACAAAAUUUCCUAUAGAUACCAAUUAUUCAUCUUAUAAACACAUAGAUCAUACAUAUUGUAAUAAUGAUUAUUGUAACUGGUCAAAAGAUAAAAAUAGUUGUAUAUCCAAAAUAAAUGUAGAAGAUCAAAAAAAUUGUGCCUUAUCCUGGGCCUUUGCAUCUAAAUACCAUUUAGAAACUAUUAAAUGUAUGAAAGGAUAUGAACAUAUUCCAAUUUCUUCAUUAUAUAUAGCAAAUUGUAGUAAAAAUGAAAAGAAAGAUGUAUGUACAGAAGGUUCAAACCCAUUAAAAGUUUUACAAAUGAUUGUAGAAAAAGGAUUCUUACCAACAGAAGGAGAUUAUUCAUAUGAACAAAGUAAAGUUGGUGAAACAUGCCCAGAAGUACAAAAUGGUUGGGUCAAUUUAUGGGCAAAUGCAAAAUUAUUAGAACAAAAUAAUGAUGAGCACAAUUCUUUAAGUACUAAAGGAUAUACUGCCUAUGAAAGUGAAGCAUUUCAGAAAGACAUGCAUUCAUUUGUCAAAUUAAUUAAAGAUGAAAUUAUGAACAAAGGUUCAGUUAUUGCUUAUGUAAAAGCUGACAAAAUAAUGGCAUAUGAAUUUAAUGGAAAGAAAGUACAAAACUUAUGUGGUGAUAAAACACCUGAUCAUGCAGUAAAUAUUAUUGGUUAUGGUAAUUAUAUAAAUGAUGAACAUCAGAAAAAAUCUUAUUGGAUUGUAAGAAAUAGUUGGGGUAAACAUUGGGGAGACAAAGGUCACUUCAAAGUUGAUAUGUAUGGACCAUCAGAUUGUGAAGAUAAUUUCAUUCACAGCGUAGUUAUAUUCAAUGUUGAUUUACCUAUAAAUCAAGAAUCUGUUAAGAAAGAACCUAAAAUAUAUAACUAUUAUUUAAAAGCUUCUCCUGAUUUUUAUCAUAACUUAUAUUACAAAAAUUUCGAUUCACAAAAAGGUAAAGCUGAUCAAGCUGAAAAUAAAAAGUCAUAUCUAUAUGGACAAGAAGAAUCAACCUCAGAACAACUACCAUCAUCAUUAUCAUCACCACAAAAUAAUAAACAAAGUGAGAGAUCUAAGGAAAAAGUUGAUAUAUUCCACGUUUUAAAACACAUUAAAGAUAGUAAAAUAAAGAUGGGAAUAGUUAAAUAUGACCAUUCUGAUGCUCUUGGUGAAGAUAACGUAUGUUCAAGAUCCUACUCUUCAAACCCAGAGAAACAAGAAGGAUGUGUUAAAUUUUGUAAUGAAAAUUGGGGAAAAUGUAAAGAUGCAGCUUCCCCAGGAUUUUGCUUAAGUGAAUUAGAAAAAACAAAUGAUUGUUUUUUCUGUUAUAUAUAA